AUGAGUACCAACAGCGAUUUCACCAUCGAAGGAGCGCGACGCAGUCGCAUCUCAGACAGCUCCCGGCCCGGAUACUUGGAAGCCAGAGCUCCUGAUGCCAAGCACCGAGGAUGGGGUCCCAUGACCUUAGAUCUGCGGGUGUUUGCGUACGAGAACUUUUUGGAGCUCAUUGUCUGGACUGAUCGGGAGCGAGAUGUUGGCCUGGGCGCCCUAAACGGAUACCGCAGUGCAGUCAAGAGUUUGUACAUCGAUCAAGGUGUUGCUCUCCCUGAGCCAUAUGAUGGGGACAUGAAGAACCUUCAAAAUGGGUCCAAGGAAUUCACUGGCAAGCGUCCAAUGUCGUUAUCGAUGCUUGAGCAUCUCCGCGCGGCGAGCAUGGGUCUUCCCGAUUGCGGAUUUACGCAUCUCUACCUAGUUAUCACGUGGAACUUGAUGUGCCGUUCCAAAUCCACGGAGACGAUACGAUUCGAGCACAUGUCGUGCGAGGGCGAUGCCAUUGGUCUCGUGCAUCCCCACGAUUUAUUGACUGGCCAGUUCAUCCUCCCCCUGUUGUCUACGCCGUUAUUUGCUAGCAACGAUUUGGUGUCAACCCUGCGACCUUUGGUAUUUUCUGGGACCGAGUCCACGUUCUUGUUUGCCUCAGGCAUCCCCCCCACAUGGAGUUACUACGGCAACUGGAUCGAAAUGAAAAGUCGAUCCAAAGUAUGCCUGCUGUCGUAUUAA
Messenger RNA from Aphanomyces astaci, 723 nucleotides. RefSeq lists its product as hypothetical. The transcript is spliced from 5 exons. Lineage: Eukaryota; Oomycota; Saprolegniomycetes; Saprolegniales; Verrucalvaceae. The record is from RefSeq and is a predicted model, not a curated record. Bases 1 to 723 code for a protein of 240 amino acids.